AUGGCUUCUGUCGUUGAAACCAAUUCACCUCACCUUCGGGUAGGUGUGACAAAGAAGGCGCAAUCCACAAUUAAAACAGAAGCUCCCUCUGCCAGAAUUCCGCCUCCAGAUAAAUCAACAGUUGAAGACCAUUUCUACUGGACUUACACAGAGGAACCUCACCGAACCAGACGACAGGCAAUUAUCAAGGCUCACCCCGAGGUAACGAAGCUUUGUGGCCCGGAGCCGCUUACCAAAUAUGUCGUCUUCGGCGUGGUAUCCCUUCAAAUCACAUGCGCAUAUCUUCUCCGCAAUACCUCUAUCCUUGACUGGCGCUUCCUGCUUACAGCCUAUGUGAUUGGAGCCACUGCGAACCAGAACCUUUUCCUCGCUAUUCAUGAAAUCUCUCACAACCUGGCGUUCCGAUCUCCGUUCGCCAACCGUCUUUUGGCUAUCUUUGCAAACCUCCCUAUCGGAAUUCCAUAUAGUGCUGCGUUCAGACCUUACCACCUUACGCACCACAAAUCUCUCGGUGUGAAUGGUUUGGACACCGACCUCCCCACCGCAUUUGAAGGUUUCUUUCUCGAUUCCCUCCUGGGCAAAACCUUCUUCUGUACAUUCCAGAUCCUCUUCUACGCAUUCCGGCCGAUGUUCAUCUACAGCCCCUCCUUCACCUACAUUCAUCUGCUGAACGUGGUUAUCGAACUCAGCUUUGACUUCCUCCUCAUAAAGCUUACCGGCUCCCUCCAGCCAUUAUACUACCUCAUUGCCAGCUCCUUCUUUGCUGGCUCCCUGCACCCUUGCGCUGGCCACUUUAUCGCCGAGCACUACUUUUUCUCAAACUUGAAGAAUGGUGGCACCGAGUCUAUCGCCGAGCUGAAACAGGGUCCCGAGUACAAGUCCAAGCUUGAGACAUCUCACCCCCUCCAAGCCCUACCCCCGCCAGAGACUUACUCAUACUAUGGCCCCCUCAACUUCUUCACCUACAAUGUCGGAUUGCACAAUGAGCACCACGAUUUCCCGGCUGUUGCCUGGACUAAACUGUACAAGGUUCAUGAGAUUGCGAAGGAGUUUUACGAGCCCUUGCCUCAUCACCGGAGCUGGGUCUGGGUUAUCUGGACUUUCAUUUUGGAUAAGGAUGUUGGCAUGUGGUGCCGUGUCAAGCGCGCCCAGGGUGGUCGUAAGGUUGGUGGAGGAAAAGAGUCGAAGUCCAAGGCUUUCAACGGCCGUGCAGGAGAGACUAUGGCGGCGUCGGCAGGUCCGAUUGGCGAGGAAGACGGAUGGAAAGACAGCGAGCUUGAGUGCUAA
This is a messenger RNA of Penicillium taxi, 1287 nucleotides long. RefSeq names its product sphingolipid delta(4)-desaturase family protein. NCBI's taxonomy places the organism in Eukaryota, Fungi, Ascomycota, Eurotiomycetes, Eurotiales, Aspergillaceae. Gene Ontology annotation, molecular function: sphingolipid delta-4 desaturase activity. Gene Ontology annotation, cellular component: membrane. Gene Ontology annotation, biological process: ceramide biosynthetic process. Bases 1 to 1287 code for a protein of 428 amino acids. The record is from RefSeq and is a predicted model, not a curated record. The transcript is spliced from 3 exons.